Molecule: messenger RNA, 1833 nt
Organism: Beta vulgaris subsp. vulgaris (sugar beet)
Lineage: Eukaryota; Viridiplantae; Streptophyta; Magnoliopsida; Caryophyllales; Amaranthaceae
Exons: 1
Coding region: 1-1833 (610 amino acids)
Source: RefSeq, a predicted model, not a curated record
AUGUCAUCCAUAAAUUCGAGUCAUCUUUCUGUCCUCGUCAAUCCUGGUUCUACACUAGCAGCCUUACUGCGUAAGGGUAAACAAUGCAAGGCUGUGAACUGGAAGAAAAGGACAACGAUGGAGAAGCAAGAAAGCGUUAUUGACCCCGCGAAAGUAAAGGGUGAGAUUAAGCAGAUAUUAGAAGAGUUUAACAAGGCUGAACGGUUAGACUCCUUGGAAAAGAAAGGUAUGGUUAAAGUGUUGCAAAAAAUCGAAGUCGUGUUUCGAGAAAUCAUUGGAGAUGACCCAUCCACUGAGGAACAUUACGGGAAGCUUGCUGACGAGAUUCAUGAGAAGGUUAAUGAUCUUAUGAAUUCUCCAAAGCUAUCCCCUUAUGCUACGGGGGCUGCUGCAUCUUCAUCGAAGGAUGAUUUUUCAUGGAACCAAGUUCGUGAAAGAGAAGAUCAGGGAGCGUUUGAUUUUGAAUCUGCGCUGAAAGUCCUUGAUUACAAAGAGCUUAGGUGUUUAUCAUUUUGUUUUUCUUUCUUCUGUUCCUUUUCCACUCCCGUGGAAGUAAACAAAAGAGAAUUGAUCCACUGGUUGAUUGGAAUGGAUCUAAUUGAUGAACCUUUGGAGGGUCAACAAGUACUUGCCAAGCUCGUGGCCGAGGAGGUUCUCUGCCCCGUGACAAACGGAGAAACUGCGCAAUCCAGCAGGUUGACCAUCCAUCCUAGUGUACUGGCUAAUCCAUCAAGAAGGCGGCUGGACCCCUAUGAGGGUAUGCAAAUAGACCGCCUAUUUAUUAGUUCCAUAUUAGGCCCGCUUCGGAGGAUAUCCCUGCAAACUGUGGAUAGACUAGCAGCGAUCAACACCAGCGCGUAUACCCUCAAUGCUAAGAUAUUUGAUAGGCUCUUUAAGAUGAAGAAGGCUAAAGUGGUGCAUCUUGGGAGCUGGCACCCUGAUAUGGACUACGUUGUGGUGGAAGAUAUAAUUAUCAAAGUCUUAAAUGAACUGAAGAAUUUGAAAGAAAUAAGGUUUCUUAGCCUUCAAGGGAUAUCAAGGUUACAAGUGCUUCCAAAUUCAAUUUACAGUCUCAGCAAACUAAAGAUCUUAGAUCUCAGAGCAUGUCAAGAUUUAGCAGAUUUGCCCAAAGGCAUCGAGUCUUUGCAGCAGCUUACACACCUGGAUUUAUCCCAGUGUUACGAGCUCCAUAACAUCCCCAAAGGAAUUACUUCCCUGGUUAAUCUGACAGUGCUUAAAGGUUUUGUUGUCGACCCCGAUUCAGAUCAUUCACAUACACGUUUCAGAAAGUACAAAAAACGAUUAGCAGCGAAUUGUCAAUUCAGUGAAUUAUCCAAGUUGGGGAAGCUCGCCAAGUUGACUGUUCGUACAAGAAUGGCAAAUUUUCCAGCAACUCAUGAUCUUGAGGGUUUAUGUGAGAUGCAGGAACUCAAGAAGCUCAGAAUCACUUGGGUUUGCGGCACUACAACCUCCCAGGAAGCUGAUCCAAGCAAGGUUUAUACGCUACGACGAUUUCCAUUGGCGUUACAGAAACUGGACCUCCGGGCUACCCCAGAGGCUAUUGCAUCCCGACUGUUGGGCUUAAUUGGUAACAGAAGUCAUAAUCAGCUAAAAAAGCUUUACAUAAGAGGUGGUGGAUUAUGGAAGCUAGAUCUUCAAAAAUACUGCUUCCCUAAUGUUGAGGUAGUACGUUUAAGAUUUCUGCCUAAACUUCAUAUGAAUUGGUAUGAAUUUAAACCGUGUUUUCCAAAGUUAACUCGGUUGGAGAUCUUUAGAUGUCCACAUCUUAUCUUCUUCCCUUGUGACGUGAAUGGUAUCUGGGAAGAGCAAUGA